Messenger RNA from Camellia sinensis, 483 nucleotides. Its product is annotated as protein FAR1-RELATED SEQUENCE 5-like. The record is from RefSeq and is a predicted model, not a curated record. Lineage: Eukaryota; Viridiplantae; Streptophyta; Magnoliopsida; Ericales; Theaceae.
AUGUGUGAAGCUAUAUCUUCAAGUCUCACAAUUCUAGAUUACAAACCUCAAAUGGGUUUGGAAUUUGAUUCACUAGAUGCUGCAAAAGAUUUCUACAAUGAGUUUGGGCAGAUUACUGGUUUUAGUCUUCGAAUGGAAUAUACUAACGCAUGUAAGAAAACAGGAAGGAUCACUUCUAGGAGGUUUGUAUGUUCGAAAGAAAGGUUUCGACGUGAAGACAAGAGAGAUGAUAAAACUAAAAAUUCACACCAAGAAACAAGAACUGGUUGCAAGGAGCGUAUGAGUGUUUCAUUCAACAAAAAUAGACAAAACUAUGUGGUUAUUGAUUUUGUUGAGGACCACAAUCACCCACUUCAUAUUCCAGGAUGUGUCCAUUUAAUGCCUUCACAAAGAAAAAUUGCAAAAGCUCAAGCAAUUGCAGCUGAUUUGGCAGAGGCAUCUGGGAUUAGAUUGAGAUCGACAUUUAAGCUUGCAUCUCGAUAG